This is a messenger RNA of Aureococcus anophagefferens, 1026 nucleotides long. RefSeq lists its product as hypothetical. Gene Ontology annotation, cellular component: microtubule cytoskeleton. Gene Ontology annotation, molecular function: ATP binding; ATP hydrolysis activity. The transcript has a single exon. The annotation marks the transcript as partial. Lineage: Eukaryota; Pelagophyceae; Pelagomonadales; Pelagomonadaceae. The record is from RefSeq and is a predicted model, not a curated record.
CUCGACGAGCUCAAGCAGUUCAAAGUCGCCCUCGCGCUCUAUGAGGACGGCCUCGCGACGCUCCUCGGCUGCCUCAAGCAGGAGCGCGACGCGGCGAAAAAAGCCCAGCUGGCUCAAAAGUUCGAGGAGUAUUUGGCGAGAGCGGAGCAAUUGAAAGCGUCGCUCGGCGCGCGCGCGCCGGACCACCACGCCUACGGCGCGCGCGUCGCCGCGCCGCCGCGCCCGCCGCCGGCGCCGUCGGCCGCGGCUCCGGCCGCGCGGCCGGCCCAGACGCCGGUGGCCCCGGAGGCGCCGUCGCCGCACGAGGCGCAGAUCCUGGCGGAGAUGCUCGACGCGUCGCCGGGCGUCGGCUGGAGCGACGUCAAGGGCCUCGAGGGCGCGAAGCGCACGCUCAAGGAGGCCGUGGUGCUGCCCUACCUGCGGCCGGACUUGUACAAGGGCCUCCGGUCCCCGCCGAAGGGCGUCCUCCUCUUCGGCCCGCCGGGCACGGGCAAGACGCUGCUGGCCGAGUGCGUCGCGUCCGAGAGCCGCUUCGCCUUCUUCGCGCUCUCGGCGUCGGCGUUGACGUCCAAGUGGCUCGGCGAGGGCGAGAAGCUCGUGAAGGCGCUCUUCAAAGUCGCGAGGGACCGCGCGCCGUCCGUCGUCUUCCUCGACGAGGUCGACUCGCUGCUGAGCCGGCGCGGCGACGGCGACCACGAGGCGAGCCGGCGCCUCAAGACGGAGUUCCUCGUGCAUCUGGACGGCCUCGGCGGCGGCGGGCGCGUGCUCUUCAUGGGCGCGACGAAUCGCCCGUGGGACUUGGACGACGCGUUCCUCCGCCGCGUGCCGCGGCGCGUGCUCAUCCCGCUGCCCGACGGCGCCGCGCGGCGCGCGUUCCUGGACGCGCUGCUCGACGGCGAGGACGGCGCGCGCACGUCGCUCGACGCGGCGCGGCGCGAAAAGGUCGUCGCCGCGACGGAGGGCUACUCCAUGUCGGACCUGCGCGCGCUCGCGGAGGAGGCGGCCAUGGGGCCCCUGCGGGCGCUG